This is a messenger RNA of Anopheles coustani, 4895 nucleotides long. Its product is annotated as serine-rich adhesin for platelets-like. The record is from RefSeq and is a predicted model, not a curated record. Bases 55 to 4722 code for a protein of 1555 amino acids. Lineage: Eukaryota; Metazoa; Arthropoda; Insecta; Diptera; Culicidae. The transcript has 2 exons.
CCCGAAGAAAAGUUAGUUGACUAUAUGAAAUGAAAUACUGAUCACUGGAAAAUUAUGGAUGAAUACGAUAUCUACGCAGACCUCAAUGAUAUUGAAGAAGAAGUAAAGAAGGAGCGCCACGAAGUGCAAGAGCUCGAACGAAGGAUAUCGCAUUUGGAAGCUCAAGUUUUGGAGAAGGAACAUGAAAAACAAGCAUUAGCAGAAAAAAACAAGGUUUUGUCCGAAAACAUUUCGUCUCUCUUGCUAACUGCUAAAGCUGAACUACAGCGCAAAGAUAACACCAUUGCUGACUUUCGUAAGAAAUGCGAUGAUACCGUUUUUCGCCGGGGCCACAAUAUUGUACGAGAAGUGGAACGAGUUUCAAAGUGUACGCAAACGAAGUACGUUCGCCUCAUUCAUAUUGGAGUACAGGUGGAGCAAAUUGAGGACGAGUUUACGUCUCACAUUAAGAAAUAUGGUGGAGCUAGAGAACAUGACCGAGAUAGAGAUCGUGAUCGUGAACGAGACCGAGACCGUCGGGAUCGUGAUCGUGAUGGUGAUCGGAAUCGAAAUUGUGAACGUGCCCGUGAUCGAAACCAUGAUCGGGGAAAGGCUCGUGAAAGAUUUCGUGAAGCUGAUCGUAGCUUAGAACGACAUCGCGAUCGAGAGAAUAUCCCACAUAGACAGCAGGAAAGUAAACGAGAUCGACACCGAGAGGACUACAGUGACAAUUAUGUAAACAAUGAUAAACGCUACGACGAUCGUAAGCCCAGCAGCAAUAACUAUUUAGAUCGUAAAUCUGGCAGUGGUCGCCAGAAGCUAGAUCAUCGGGGCGCUACAUCGAGAAGUAAAUCACGCGAUGCAAGACCAACGUCCAGGGCUACAGAUAAACUUUUUAAGGACGAACAAAACACCAUCCGUCAUGAAGAAAAUUUACACUGCGCAGACCGCAAGAAAAGAGUAAAACAUCAGGAAAGUAAUGAACAAUCAACGCAAACAAAAAGUGAAUGCAAAACCGAUAAAGAUGUUAAGAAGCUCCAUGAAGCCGCCGAGAAUACAAUAGUUAGCUUACCUGCAUCAGAGAGGCAGAAUAUUCCUCGCAAGAUCGAACCAAUUGUACAGAGCAGAACUGACAAUGAUUGUUAUGUUCCACAUCGUGCCGCAGUUAGUGGACACACAGAAAGUGAAACGAUGCUUGGACCUACUUUAACUAGUGCGCUUUCAUCAACUCCCGGUGUAAUGGAAAUGUUUACCAAAAGCGCAGAAAAUCCGCUACUCUGUGGAGAACAACAACAAAUAUCUGCAAAUUCUCUUAUCAAACAUAAGGCUGUGAAGACGACAGUUACAAAUUUCGUUGAUUGUAUAAUAACUGAUUACUCUCAACGACCUGUAAUAUGCGACAGUGCAGAAAGUUUUGCAGAAUCGAAUCUGAAAAACAAUCAAUCGUCUGGCGUAGCAAAUGAUAGGUUAGAUGACAAAUUAUCGGAUGCAAGCUCCAAGUCAAAAGAAAUACUAAUGCAAAGUUCCAUUCAACAAAAACCAGCACUAGAACUUGGCAUUUCAGCAAAUCGUGAAUUAAGUCUAGAAAAACAGAUAGUUGAUGUUGAGAAGGUUCCUAAUGACCCCAAAAACCAGCUUGGCGAAGAAGCUGAUGAUAAAUCGAAAUCUUGCAUGCAAACCAUAACUGACGUACCAUUAGAGGUUGGAAAACGUGAUAAAGAAUGCACUGAUGAGAACAAAACUGGAAAAAAGCGGGAAACUGUUCAGCUAGGCAUCGAGGAAAGCAAAUCUAAGGAAGAUUUAAACUGCAAGCCAAACAAAUCUCACAUCGAAGAAGACAAAACAGCAUUAACUGACGUAAAGUAUGACGACAAAAAAGAACAGGAGGAAAAAAUCGAUUACAUUAUGCAGGAAACAGUUGAACCGAUGGAUUUAAGAAGUUCAAAGUUUGACAAAAAGAUGAAAAAAUUAUCAGAAAAAGACGAUGAUAAAAUUAUCAAAACAGUUUUAGCUAUAAUAUAUGAUUCACCAGACCCUACUUCUACCAAAAAUGCGACAGAAACAGAAGGGGAAAAAAUCCUAGAAAAUGUUCAAUGUUUGCAACAGGAAUCCAGGAUUGUUAAGAACAAUUCAGUACAGAGCAGCUUAAUUGAUAAUGAAGCUAAGCAGCGUAGCGAUGAUGAACAUAUAACACAGAAAGGUCAUUUAAAGGAACAGAAGUCACAAAAUGGAGUUGUAGAUAAACAAGACGAUAAUUCACUCAUUUCCAACGAACGGUCUGACGUUGGCAAAUUGAGUCAAUCAGUUUAUAGCUCCGCGAACAAAAAUGAUAGUGAUCCAAAAGUUCAGAAUCAAACUGAUGUAUGCGAUUCGUCUGCCACUGUUAUGAGUGGAACAAAUGUGACCAUCCCUCCAACCGAUGCUAACUUAUCCGCCAACAUUGGAAAUGAGUUGUUGGCACCAGAAAAGGGUUCCGCCGAAGAACCUCCAACCGAUGCUAACUUAUUCGCCAACAUCGGAAAUGAGUUGUUGGCACCGGAAAAGUGUUCCGCCGAAGAACCUUCAAAUCCAAAACCAACAAUAGACAGUUCCCAACGUUCAGCGUUAUUGUUAGAACCUACUGGGACACUAAUGAAAACGAUAGAAACAACUAAAAGUAUCGAAGAAAAACAUCCCGAAUUCGGAAUUGAGCCAACAAAUGGUACAGACAGUGGAUCCGAGCAUCAGCAAGGUGUCCGCACUCGCAGUAAAUCCGUUAAUUUGGAAGAGCGAACAGGUGAUAACGAAAAGAACAUGUCGAUUCAAAAUUAUUUCACAACGUUUACAGGCAGCCAGGAAGACAGGGAAAAGCUUACUUCACCAGCAAAAGCUACAGAAGUCGCUACACAGUUGGAGUCAAAGGAGCAAGAAAUCGUUAGUCAUGAAAAACGUUCAAAGCAAGAUACUAGAGACAAUAGUAAUGUAAAUAUGAAAAAACGUGAAAAGUUGGUAAUGCAAAGUAAUUCUGAUGCCUCCGGGUCUAUAAGAGGCCGGUUGAGGAAAAUGUUUUGCCCCGAAAGGCCUCAAAAGUGCGACGGUAUUUUUUCUGCUUCUAAGAAAAGGAGACCAUCCUUAGAUUCCUCGCCAAUUGUGCAUAAGAAACAAAAGAACGAACACGAUACUAACGACGAGAGUACGUUGAGCUCUGCGGCAUCAAGCAAACUUUCGGAUACCUUCUUUUCAUCCAUUUUUUUGCCGAUUGUUUCCACGCUUGAUAAAAUUCACAUGAAAUCUCAAUCAACCACGUUGGCACAAAGUAGUGACCCCUUGCAUGCAACAUCGAAUGUACCAUCGAUGGCUAUGGUAAGCUCGCCUAUAAAAUCGCAAUGUUCACCUCAACAAUCACUUCCGACACCUAUGCUAUGCGCAUUUGAAACCUCCUCGAGAACGGUUAACGAUGAAGAGCACAUAGAACUCGAGGACAGUCAACAAGGCUGUAUGAACAGUAGUUCGACAAUAGAGUACGAAAUGGAGAAAUUACACUUUUCACCGCGGCAUUUGCUUGCAUCAUCCACACCGCUUAUCGUUAAACCACAGGCCCGUCUUCAUCACUCGACAUCGAGUGUUCCGGCACAGGGUUUGGCAGGGACAGCACCAGUAGCAGUGCCGGAUACGUUGAACAGCAAAUCUUGGACAGCACCUUUGGGACGUCCAACACCAUGCUUGCCGCAGGCGGGUGUCGAAGUACUGCACUUUACAAAGACAGUAACUUACAAAGCCCCUCAAGAGCACACCCAAGACAAACAUACACUGGCCAACGGUGAUUUCUGUGAGUUCGAUUCAAAACCAACAUGUACCGACAAGAGCUUGCGCAAACAUUCAGUAAAUAAGGGGAAAACUGCUUCGAUUAACAUCAACGAAGCAGAUGUUCAUACCUAUGAAAGUGUUACUGUAAGUAAGCAUUCCAGCAGUAACCAACCAGCCAUUAGCCAUAAGUCACAGAAAUCAACUAACAAAGCAGGUAAAACUACCGUAUCUUCUUCCACCGUACUGACAAUGCCAGUUAUGGUCAAAUCCCAAAACCGAUGUAUCACACAAACGCCUAAAAACAAAUUAUUAUUGUCCAGCAGCCCGUCACAUAGAUCAAAGGCAUGUCUACCUCAGGCUGAGGAUAGUACUACACCGGUUACGUCACGUAAACGAUCCCGGGUUCCUUCAUCACCUAAACGACGAAAAAUAGAUGAGGAAAUUAAUAUCGCAACGUAUCCUACUAAUUUGUUUUCUGAGUCCGUAGUAGGCAAAACUAUAAUUGAAACUUUACCCAAACUUGUUGAUAAAAACAGUAGUGAAGAUACGACAUUGAAAAUGAAGGAACCCGCCACGAUCAUUCAGCCAACUUUCAGCACAUUAGUGCUGGGCGAUUGUUGUACUUCAACCACGACUACAAAUGCUCUUAGAACAUUUGAAACACAACAACAAUCGAUAGUAACAGUAGAAACGCCGGUAGUACAACAAUGUGAAGCAACUGCUGGACCGGGUGCAACCAGUACCUCCUCUGAGGUAGUAUCACCCAGUUCAGCUUCGACCAUGAAAAGUUUGUGUAACUUUUCCCUUAAUCUGUCGCUGGCAAGUGGUUCAACGGUGGACACGGAUACUAGCGUAGCUCACAAAGCGGAAUCUUCCGUGCGAUUUGUUCGCGACGUACGUAUAGUUAGAGAAAAUCCAAAAUUGAUGCGUGUGUACAUCAAUAGACCGGGCAACUGAUGUUUAAAAAAUGUACAUAAAAUGUUACGAUGCGCCGAGAGUAAGUUAUGUAACGAAUUGAAUAAGAAAAAUGUGUUUGUCAGAAAACUAAAUUUUGUGUAUUAAUGUUAAAAGAAAACUAAUAUAAGUGAGAUUGUUUUAAUCUUAAGUAUACGUACUCUCCGGAAUAACAU